This is a messenger RNA of Physella acuta, 1503 nucleotides long. RefSeq lists its product as uncharacterized. The record is from RefSeq and is a predicted model, not a curated record. NCBI's taxonomy places the organism in Eukaryota, Metazoa, Mollusca, Gastropoda, Physidae.
AUGGGGAGAGAGGAAGAAGAAGUGCAGGCUACUGCCAAAAAUGUUUGCCCCACCUCAUCAAAUCAAUCAAGUCUAAUUGGUGGUGUUGUUGCUGCUUGUGCCAUUAUAGUUUCAAUACUAGUAAUAAUAGUAAUUGUCUACAAAAAAAGAGAAAGAGAUUUGUUAAGACAACUUAGUGCAGCUAACCAAGCAAACAUUGAUCAGCAUCAAAAGUUUCAAGAAUAUGAAUCUAAAAAAGCAACACGCAACACAACAAUUGAAAUAGCCGAAGAGGAUGAGAGUACUUCUGGUUCAAAGGCAAUUAGACCUAUGAGCUCAUAUAAAGAGUCUACAAUAUCUGAAACUGAUUGCCGAACAGGCCUACUCCCACGUCAAUCUGGGAAACCUUACCCUGGAACAACAUCCACAAACGAUGAUCAAGACAUAUAGUUUUAUGUGUGAUUUUUGGACCUUUUAAACUAGCACUAUGCAUGCAAAUUAAAGAUGCACCAUCUAGCUAUAUUGUAUAAUUGUAUAUGUGCAGGCUGCAUUCUAGUAGAAGAUAAAGUGGGAUGUUUAAAUGUAGACACACUGAAAAAUGGAUGGUAAUAUCUCAUAUAGGGAGUAUAGGGUGAAGGGUUGUAAUUGUGGGAAAAAAAAUACUUUACACCUACAUGAUUUGGAAAAACCCAGUUUUGCAAUCUUGGUGGCGGAUGUGAACAUGACAACUUGAGUAUCAUUUCAGUAAGAUAGACAAAAUUUCAUAUAGAAGUGUUGCAUCUUAUGCGUAAGUUUCUUUCGGGAUUCGAUAAAUUUCUAGUAUACAGAAGUUGUACAUUAUUUCUGGUUUCAAACCAGAUGCAAAAUUGAACAACUCUAUAUCAUAUUUUAAUAAAUCGUAUUCAAAGAACUUUGUGCCUCUAAAAAAAGCAAUUUUGUCACAAACUUAUCUACCAUCUGUAUUACCCUGGUUCCACCAGAUGUGCUGCCCCAACCCCUAAAGUUGUAGGCCUAUAUCAAGGUUUAGGGGAGAGAUGUGCAAUGAAAUUAUCUAGUAAUUUAGAUAUUGCUUAAAUAUUAAUGAAUAAUAAGGCUCCUUUCAAUGUUUAGAAAGCUAGUUAUCAUUGUCAAUGUUGUCAUCAUAAAUAUUUCCAUGCAAGAAAUGGAUUACUCUUUGUCAAUACAGUAUAUUAUUUUCAGUGAUAUGUUACAAAUUUAAAGGAUAUAGGCCUCUAUUGUAAUAACUUUUAUUACAAGCUUUUAUUUAACUUGCUUCCUCUAUCUGUAUUCAUGGAUCAAAAUUGCCAAGAAAAAUGUCAACUUCCAACCAAUUUCUCUUAAACAUCGCAUGUUGGUUAAAAGCUUAAAACAAUGCAAGUAGUCAUCAAAUUUAACUUAAUUGGAUGCUUAAUUAAUUUUUAAAGAUUUAAUUAAAAUUUCCUAUAUUCUUAAGUACUAUUUACUAUGCUAUAAUAUGUACAUUAUUUUUAUUCAUUCAAUCACAUUAUAUUAAAAUUUUUAAAG